ACUAAACGAUAAAAUUCACUUCAGCUUCUGAUAUAAUGUCUUUAUAUCUGUUGUUUUUUGUUGUAAAAUGUUUUUAUUUCACUUGAUGUCGUGUUAAUCGAUCUUAACGCUUAUUUAAAACCGAUGAGAUGUUGAAUAUCCAGACGAGCUCGAGGAUUAUCACGAGAAUCACAUCUGAAAUAAAUACAUGAUGAAAGGGUGUUUGUUAUUACACUAGAUUAUUAACAUCAUUUACUUUGUUUUAUGGUGUUUUUGGUCAUUCUAUGAAACGAUUUAUGAUCACGUGACCAAACCCGUUUUAUCUGUGCUGAGAAAAACAAUAGAAAUCCAAUAAAAACCAUUACAGAAAUUCUAAUGGUUUCCAUUAAAAUACUAUUAUGAACCAUUAGCUUUUUCCAUUAAUACCAUUACAAAAUUAUUUUUUGUAGUGUGUUUUGGGCAUUAUUCCAAUAGGAUUUAAAGUCACCAUGUAACGGAAGUUGCGAUUGACUUCUUUUCCGUAUCGCGAAGUAUAUCCGAGUGAAACGGCUUCUGAAAUUUGAAAAAGUGUAGGGCGGGGCUUUAUUUUGCCUUUCCCGUUUUGAUUGGUUUGUUGUAAAUUGGGCCUGGAGGGGAGGGCUAAAAAUGCCAGGCCAUUGGACAGUCAGUAUAGUCCUAGCUCUUUUUGUUGUUGCUGACGUCAUGUGGUGAAGAGUUGUUGGUGAGAGGGGGAGAGAAGCUUAAUGUUUUUGAUUAAAGAUUACAAGUGCAAAUGAAUUUUGAAAAAUAGUGGUGUUCAUGGAUAAAUGAAAUCAUUUAUAAUAAUCACUGACUGUAACACUGUGUAAAACACUUUGAAUUUUCCUGUUUGAUUUCAUGGUGACUUUAAGGACGCUUUCUCACCUUCAGUCCGGUUCAUUUGAUCCGGACCAAUGGCAAAAAAAUGAUACAUUGUAGCAUUCUUUUCACACCACACUGAUACCGCUUUUCCACCGGGGCUGGUGCCGGAGCCCAACUGGGAACCGGGCUGCACUUUUCCACUUAAGAGAUAGGGCUGUGCAAAAAUAUCGCUACAUGUAACUAUUCUACGUGGUCGUGCCUUUACAAUUCUCCUCUGCUCUCUGUAUCGAGUUCCGACCCGAAGCGCACACAGACUAGUGUUGCACGAUACACCGGUACUAGAAAAGUACCGCAAUACCCUUCUGUUAAAACGAUACCAAUUUCUCAUUUAUUUGGUACCGGUACUUUAAUGACGCGCGCGUUUCAGAGAAAACACAUCCUGAAAUGCGUCCAUUUGCGGCAGCCGUAUGUGCGCGCUCAUAUGCUCUCAGCGCUCUCUUCAGUCAGUGGACGCCUACAACUUUUGACGACGAAAUGAAAGUCAUGGCGGCAAACAUAAGUGCCUUUUCUGUCUGUUCACGACUUGUCAGUGAAGCAGAUGCGCAAAGGGGCAUUAUAGCCGAGUUAAAUGCGGCAAAGUGCAGACGAAUGAUCAGCUUGGCAAAGCAUUUCACCAACAGACAUCCCGACCCGUUUAAAGAACUUUAAAAUUUACAGGUAGCGUAUGUGAAUGAUAACAAUAGCCUUAAUAAUGCUUUAUGAUUUAUUUUGUGACAGGCCAACAUUAAUGAUAACGCUUUACAACUAGGUUCCAUUUCUAAACAUUAGUUAGCUAACAUGAACUAAUAAUGGUACUUCUACAGCAUUUAUUCAUCGUAAUGGUUCAUUUCAACGGAUUUAAUAAUAUUUAAAUAUUUAAUCAAUAUUUUAAUCAAUUUAAAAUAUUAACAGUUGUAUUUGUUAACAUUGAUCAAUGAACUAAUAUGAAUAAACAACUAGAUACGAGACAAAUUAAAAAUAGUGUUGUUUGAUAUAAUAAAGUGCAGCAAGAGUGGUAAAAUGCAAUUAUAAAGAUUUGAUCAGAGGUUCAUAAAACAUUUCUCACACAUGCCAAGACUUCAACACUCAUCCUACAAAACUCAACAGUGGUGGUAAAAAUAACCAAAUGCAUGCUGGGAGUCAUUGUUAAGUUUGAUGCUAUUCUAUUAACCAGCAUGCACUGCAGCAUUUACGUUUUAUUGAUUGUAACCGUUAUUGAGAUUUGUAUGCUGAGUUUUGAUGUCUGUGUGUAACAGUUUAAAACAUCUUAUUUACAAUUGUUGACAAAGUGUGGAAAUAUUAUUCAGUUAGAAGUAUGAUUUAAUUACCAAUAUAAUCAAUAAGUGUUUUCUUUCAUUAAAUCAUUAAGCUGUGUGCUUUUAUCAUGUGCUUGCUAUUUUACUCAGAGUGAAACCACAAAAGAGGAACAAGCUCUGUGUGUACGUGUAGAGUGAAACCACAAAAGAGGAACAAGCUUUGUGUGUAUGUGCAGAAACAGAACAGCUUGUUUUGACAAGUCUAACUAAGUCAGCACACACACCCAAAGAGUCACACAGAGAAAGAAUGUUAUGAAUUAAUCCACUGCAUAUGUUUUAAGUAUAAUCAUGAGUUUUGAUGUGUUUUAUUGAAUCAUAGGAUUAAGAAACAACGCUGCAUAAUUAAAGCAUUAGAGGAUUGAGUUUUUUUCUGAAAGUAUGUUGACAUGUUGUCUUGCCACAUGAAACUGUCUCUAGGGGACACUUCCUGAAACUAGCAACUGACCGCAGGGUGCAAAAGAUGUGUUGCAAAAGAUGUUGUUUUACAGAAACUGGUGAAAAGGAGAUGGAGUCAGAAUAAACGUGGUUCACGGUGAUUGGUUGCUAAGGAGCAAUACUCCCUAGAGACAAAGGAGGAGUCAGAAGAUGAGAACGACGUCAAAUACUGAAUAAAUAUGUGUGUUUUUGAAUAAUCUGGGUUGUUGGCUUUUGUGAGAGAGUGGAGAUUUACUGACAACCCAAAGCUUUGUUACUCCUUUUUACAUCUGAUAAUAAACUUCUAAUCGAUUUUGGAGAACGUCUCUGUGCAAAUUUUUGAACAUGCAGGACUGCCUCAAAAGUCCAACAAUUGGUGACCCGUGACGUGAUUUGACGAGAGACGAGGGCAUUUCGUUUGCCAUUUUCUUUGGGAAAAACGGAACGGAUUCAGGUUCAACACACAGGUCGCGACCGUGAAAGAUAAAAAAAAAAGGUAAGCAGAAGCCUGUUUAAUCAAAGUUCUGCUAUUGAACAUACCUAAAUUGUUGUGUUGAAUUUGAUGAACAUUCCGAAUAAGUAAAAGUAAAAAAAAAAACUAUAAAGGAAGUUUGAGAAAUCAGAUUUAAAAAGAAAUAGUAUAAGAAGUUAAGAAUUUAGAGACUGGGUCUCAAUAUUUUGUGCGUUGUGGUAAUCGCGUCUGGGACGAAAAAGGCCAGGGUAAUAAAAUAUUUGAGUUUGGAACUCAUAAAUUGCGUUGUGGUAAUCGCGUCUGGGACGAAAAAGGCCAGGGUAAUAAAAUAUUUGAGUUUGGAACUCAUAAAUUGCGUUGUGGUAAUCGCGUCUGGGACGAAAAAGGCCAGGGUGAAAUAAAUCCCUUUGAGUCGGCGAACUCAUAAAGGAAUAUUCCAAAAUUGUCUGUUAUAUGUUUGAAUGUUUUUAAAGCGAAUGCAAUUGUUGAUGUGAAAAUUAAUGUGAAAAGUGACUUAACUGUGUGGAAAAUAGAUACUGUAUAAUUUUUGCAAACUGUGAAUAGGAAUUGUGAGUAAAAUGGCCGAAUUUCAGAAGGAGUGUGAUGAAUACGGGUGUCCGCCAGUGUUGGUGCAGUGGCAAAAUGUUACAGAUAUGUUAUUAGCACAGACAGAACCAAGAGAUAGAAAGCAAAGACAGAAAGAAAUUGAUAAGUGUUGGGUAACAUUAUGUGAUGAAUGUGGAUGAGAAAGUGCAGAAAAGGUGAUGACUCCGUUAGCACCGAAAAUUAGAGAAAUGGAGAAGAAAGCACACUGUAAGUUGCGUAGACAUGUAGAAGAAAAAGAUAAAGUAAAGUGGUAUAAUGCAGGGAAACAUGGCAGUGAAGAAAAUAACCUUAGGAAACGACUAAGAAUGUGGACUAGAGUGGCAUUGACAACCACUGCACUCAGCUCGCAGAAGACACAGGGAGCUGAGAGAAAAGGGGAAGUAGACAGCUCAAAGGCCAGAGAGAGAAAGGAAGAGAAUGCAGGAAGCACUCAGACUACCCCCUCUGCUCCGCCCCCAGAAAAGCCCAACCCAACUUCAUUAUACCCAAUUUUGAACCAUCCCCCACCAUAUGAGCCGCCCAAACAGCAGGUAGUGAUGACAAUUAAUGGAGGAGAAAUGGAUGUUGAAGUAGGAGAAAUGACUGGUGAAAUAGACAGGAUACGCAAGGAAUUUGAUGAAUUAAAAACUGCAGUGGACAAGGGUGUGGAAGAUACAUUAAGUAAAGCUCGACAAGUUAUGGACCGGGUAGAGGAAACAAUGCAUAAGCAGGAAAGGUCUGAGAAGAGUGACAAUGAAAGUGACAAUGAAGGUGAUAAUGAGGAUAGCGAGAAUGAUAUUAUGCUAGAAAAGCCAAGGAAAGCAUCAACUCCUAGAACGCAGUUAAGGACCCAAACAACACCAGAUCCAAUAAAAGUGCAGAUUACAGGGGACAUGACUGUCGAUGGGCCAAUAGUAAACAGAUUGAGAAGCAAAUCGGGUCCAUGGGAAAGGGAGCUUGUUUUAUAUGGUCCAGGUAAUCAAAUAAUGGCACCUCAGAUACAGGCACCAUUGAUGCACAGGCCAGGCGGGAAUCUUCAGUACCAGCCCUGGUCACAUAGUGAUAUGACAGCAAUAGUAAGUAAACUGCCACCCAUUACAUCAGGAGGCAGCAGAUGGCUGAGUAAACUAACAGCACUUAGUCACGGCACUGAUUUGGCCUUGGAUGAUUUGAGAUGCCUGUUGGGCCAAAUACUGACAGCCUCACAAAUGCAAAAUUUGGAGCUCGAUGCUCAAACCACUAUGGCUGCGAAUGAAACACCAUUUGCUAGGGUCAGUACCAACAUAGGUAGAACACUCCGACGGUUGUACCCCGUGCCACCAACAGUGUACCAGAAUAUAAAAUUCCGCAUUAAACCAGGCGAGACUGGAGCAGCUUAUUAUUUCUGUUGUGCCGCUGAGUGGGAACAAAUGGUGGAGGAAAACAGUUUAAAUAACCCCGUGACACGAGACAUAUUUAGAACAGCAGUAAUGACAGGAGCUCCAAAUGGAGUAAAACAAGCAAUGGAGAAUAACCCAGAUAUCCCAGUGGCGAGUAACGAGGUAUGGGAAAGACAUCUAGUACACCACACAGACAGAGCAGUCGAAAGGGCCACGAAGGAAGAAGAGGAACUUGAAAGAGUUAAGACACAACUGUUAAAACUACAAUUAGAAAAGGCCAAGGGAGAAGGCGCACUUAAAAAAGCUAAACAAAUGCCACAACAUGACCACCCCAGAGAUCCAUAUGAAGGGCCCCAAUACAGUGGUUCACCCUUUGGGGGACCACCACAAGUACAACAGCACAUGACCCCACCAUGGGGCCAGGGAACUAAUCAUAGGCAGGGCACCCCAUGGAAAAGUAAUAGAGGCAGACAGGGAGGACGAGGGAGAGGGGGGCAGAGUAGGACGCAGUGUUUCGUGUGCGGCGAAAAUGGACAUUGGGCAAGAAAUUGUCCACAAAACGAGUCACAGACUCAAGGCCAAUACAACGGUCCACCUGCGGGGGGAUGGGGUCCCCGAAGAGGUGGCGCCGGUGGUCAGGGCAGGGGACCACAGACCCCAAACAACCCGGGGCAACACUUCCCGUCACCCUCCAACCUACAGGCGCCUAUGCACCCAACAUGGGGCCCGGAGGGUGGGGCGGAGGAAUGUUGAAGGGGCCCACAGAGAACCACCGUGAGAGGAAUGGCCGAACCUCUCAUGGAGAUAGUGGUGAGUGAUCGACCACUACAGGCUCUGGUGGACACUGGGGCCACAUACUCUACUGUAACUAAGGGCACAAUUGAUAAUAGUGAUCUGACAAAUCGCACAGUGGGAGUAAUGGGGUUCUCUGGUGGGGUGGAAAAAUGGCCUAUGACCAAAUUGUUGAGAGUGAAAGUCGCCAAUCAGACAUUAUCGCACUCGUUCCUGUACUCUUGCAAUGCUCCCAUCCCCCUCCUAGGCAGAGAUUUAUUAAUUAAAUUAGGAGCUAGUAUUCUAUGUUCAGCUGAGGGAGUGAUAGUGAAAUUUCCAGAUGGAUCAGAAACAAAUUGUUCUCUUUCAGGUCACACCACAGACAGUCAGUGGAUGUUAACAUCAUGUGGUGAGCUAGAAGAUGCUGACAUAUAUUGGGUGGAGCUAGAUUUGAGUGUAGCCCCCAACAGUGUUGUGUCAAGGUAUAACGAACAUCGUCAGUGGAUCACAAACAUUGACAUAUUUCUACCACCCAUCGACCCAUUACAUUGCACGUUAUUUUAUGACAGGAAUGACACCACACAAUACCAAGAUCUGUUCCAGGAAAUAGAGGACAGCAAAUGGGUGUUAAGGGGAUCUGGUCUUAUGGUAGGAAAAGAAGGAGUAGUGGCACCAGUUCUAUUGACAGAAGAGCAGAUGAAAUGGUAUGAAAUGUCAGAUACAACAGCACCACAUAUCUCCUUAGCAUUGCAUCCAAACCAUGAGGCUAGGGAGCUAGGCAACAUGACUAAGAGACUGUUAGCAGCUAAUGAUUGGAAGCCCACAGAGAUGUGGGGUAUCCUAUAUUCAGAUACACAAAAAGCAUAUUGGGUGCAAGACCAAACAGAAGACACAGGGGUGUUGACACACAAACAGAUCUCCAGAUGCCACGGUAGGGAAAGAACAGACGCUGACGGAGCAGAAAAUAUGAUUGACACAUUGCCAGAUAAUUUAUGGUCCCAGGGACCAACUGAUGUAGGAUUUUGCAACAUACCACCAGUUAGCUUUAAGUUAAACACCAACAAAGCCAUUUGGGUCCCUCAGUACCGCAACAAACCAGAAGCAGAAGAAGGUGUAGCCACCACUGUUUCCGGACUGAUUGAAAAGGGAGUGAUAACCCCUUAUAGGUCCAAUUGGAACACACCAAUUUUUCCAGUGCCUAAACCAGGCACCAACAAGUACAGGUUGGUGCAUGAUUUACGCAACAUUAACUCUGUUGUGGUGACACCCACCAUGACUGUACCAAACCCAUAUAUUGCACUGUCUAUAUUGACCCCAAUGCACCAAUGGUUCACGUGUAUUGAUUUGGCUAAUGCUUUCUUCUGUAUUCCAAUCGCAGAGGAUUGCAAAGCAUGUUUGGCUUUUACAUACAGGGGAUGCCAGUAUUCUUACAACAGACUACCACAAGGGUUUAUUUUGUCACCAGGAAUUUUUAAUCAUGUUUUAAAACAACAGCUACAGGACUGUAGCUUACCUGAGAACUGUGUCAUGAUCAUGUAUGUUGACGACCUACUCUUGGCAGCCACAACUGAAAAGGCGUGCUUGGAGGCUACCAGAGUUGUGUUGCUUCAGUUGCACAGGUCUGGUUUCAAGGUAAGCAAGGACAAACUGCAGGUGUGCAGACCUUGUGUUACAUUUUUAGGUCGACUGAUCACGGCACAGGGAUCAACUUUGACAGGGACACAAAGACAGGGUAUACUCAGCCAUCCUAAGCCAACCACAGUGAAAGACAUGUUGUCAUUUUUAGGCCUCACAGGAUUCAGUAGGCACUAUAUCCCUAUGUAUGUUUCACUGACUACACCACUCAGGCAGUUGAUUAAAGAGCAUGGCAUGAAAAAUCUGAAAGCAGAACUUCAGUGGACACAAGAGGCUGAACGGACGUUCAUUGACCUAAAGACACAGCUAGCUCAUGCUGUACACCUGAACUGUGCCAACUAUGAGUUACCUUUCUUCCUGGAUGCCUCAGAAUCUGGCUCCAGCGCACAUGGUGUCCUGUUUCAGAAAGACCAAGGCAGGAGAAAAGUGUUGAUGUAUGCGAGUGUGUUGUUAGACUGUGUAGAGCAAAGACAACCAAUUUGUUCUCGAUUUGCAGCGGGUUUAGCUAAAGUUGUGCACAAAACAUCACACAUUGUAAUGGGCCACCCAUUGACAAUACUCACCACACACUCCAUCAUGUCAUUCGUAAAUUCAGCAUCAUUCACGUUUUCACCACUGAGACAGAGAAGAAUAGCUAAGAUUUUGACCAGCCCCAAUCUCACAUACACACAUGAGGGCAUUAAUAUGGCUGAUCUGAUGGGAGAUGGACAGCCACACGAUUGUGCACCCAUCACCGAGAGAGCAUCCAAAGUAAGAGAAGAUCUGUCUGCGGUGCCAUUGACAACCCCACCACCAGUUAUGACAUUGUUCACAGAUGGUUGUUGUUUCAGAGCAGAG
Triplophysa rosa is the source of this 8267-nucleotide messenger RNA. RefSeq lists its product as uncharacterized. The transcript has a single exon. The coding region runs from base 3825 to 5777 and encodes 650 amino acids. The record is from RefSeq and is a predicted model, not a curated record. NCBI's taxonomy places the organism in Eukaryota, Metazoa, Chordata, Actinopteri, Cypriniformes, Nemacheilidae. Gene Ontology annotation, molecular function: zinc ion binding; nucleic acid binding.